AUGGAGGAGGCCCAGCCGGCGUGCGGCCGACUGCACUCGCGGCUGUCGAAUCUCCUGGCGGAGCUGAAGAGAGUGGAGACGACGCAGACGUCGGCGUCGUCACUAAACGAGUGCACAAGCGUCGUGGCCGCAUUCCUCAAGUUGCUGCAACGUCACAGCGGUAAACCAUUGAUCUACCGAGUUGUCAGGCAUAAAUCCAUGGUGGAUGGACUGCAACAAGUUAAUGAAGGCGUCGAGGAGCUGUUCCGAGAGCUGCUGGACGUCGACGUCGUCAACUGGAGCGACCAAUGGGAAGCCGACUGCCAGCUGCAAGAUGCAGAGAUUGAGGCUGCAAUUAAGGAUAAAUCCGUGGUUUUACGAGACCUGCAGAGCUCCAGAGCUCGGGCUGAUGCCUGGUUCACUCUUAAAUUUGAGGUGGAGAGGAGGUCGGAGCUGCAAAAUGAGAAGACGAUGCGGUGGAUGACGUCGGUUAUGCAGACGAUUGCGGCGGGGUUGAAGACGUUGGGUGGAGCUUUGCCGGAAUGGUUUCUGCCUGAGUAUGAGGUGCAGGUUGAGAGGAAGCCAUUUCGACGUGGAUGCUUUGGGUCGCUGCAUCGUGGAGUGUUGCUGAGUUCUGGGGUGAAUGUGGUGGUGAAGCGGUUUAGUGUUGACGAGAUGAUGGUUGACGAGCACGUGCAGCUGAAGUUGGACAAGGAGUUUGAGACGUUGUGCGGUUUAGAGCACCCAAACGUUAUGAAGGUGUUUGGGGGUUCGCCUGUCGGCUCACCCCCGUUUAUUGUGUAUGAAGACGCGAUGGAUAGAGAUCUUCGGUCUUUCUGGAAUCGGUCAGACGAGAUCAAGGAGCGAAUGUAUACUUUGCUUCACCAGGCUGCAAUGGGGCUGAACUAUCUCCAUAAGCAAGGAGUCUGCUUGGCAGGCCGGGCUACCUUCACCUCGGACGUGUAUUCGCUCGCAAUGUGCAUGAUUGAAGCUGCGACCAACCAGCCCCCGGUCGCGUGGUUAGACGCCAAAAGUGUUCGUGAGUAUUUGAAAAACGGAUUGCUUCCCAGCAGACCAGAUAGCAUGACCGACGAAACGUGGGCGCUUGUGGUCUCCAUGACUAAGUUUGAUCCUGAAAAACGAGUCGACCUUGAGAGCGUGAUCAACAAACUGAAACACUUCGCUGACCGCGAGUCUGCAGUGACACUCAACUGUUGCUGCGUGUGUGCUGCAUCAAUCUCAGUCGAAUGGAAAUUUUGCGCGCAAUGUGGGAGCCAGCUGCCUGUCAGCCCACCGUCGCCAGAAUUGACUGGAAACUUGUCUGUCCCACAACUCGUUGCGGCAACUCGGACAGAGUCAGCAGCCAGACAAGAUCAAGCUCUACUGCUGUUGGUUCAAGCCUGUAUCGAUGAUGACAAGCGCCGUGAAUUUUACGCCUCGGAUGUUAUUUCAACAUUGGUUGACUUGGUGGAAACGGGCCGCAGCCACUUUGCUCGAGUGUGUGCACUUCAAUGUUUGAGUAUGGAGAAGACGCCGGAGUUAAUUUCCAGCUAUUCCGACGGAAAAAUCAUAGAGCUGGGGCAGUCCAUUCCAGUUCUGACACCGCAAGAAUGUACGUGGCUUGUGGGCGCGUUGAUGACCGGUAGCUGUCAGAACAAGUUAAAGGCAGCGAUACAUUGCGCGGGCGCGAUCACAGCGAAUCGUGGCAAGGGUCUGCGAAGUGCAGGGGCAGUGGAAGCUCUCAUAACGUUACUGAAAAGUGAUGAUGAGCCCCCAAAGAUCUGGUCGGCCAUCGCCCUCGGCCAUCUAGCCGAUCACGAUGUAAACUGGCGGACUCUUAUGAAGAAAAACGUGGCAGGACCUUUGGCAUCGAUUCUUCAAACUGGCAGCGACAUGCAAAAGUCAUACUCGGCCUGGGCCUUGUGCCGUCUUGCUAUCAGUGAUGCGACCGAUGACUUAGAAGGAAAAGAAGGGUUAAUAUCGCUGCUGGUGUCACUGCUCAACUGUGGAACACGUGAGCAGAAGAAUAUUGCAGCACGACUGUGUGCUGCUUUGGCUGUCAGCGCUGAUAGUCGCCGACUAAUUGUUGAGAUCGGAGGCCUACAGAUAGCUGUCGAGCUUCUUCGAGUCGGGUCUGAUGUCCAGAGAGAGCAAUCAGCCCGAGUAUUGGCGUGUCUGAGUCUUGAUGAGGGCGGUAGCAUCGCAGUUGCUACAGAGGGAGGCAUACCCCCGAUUAUGGAGCUUCUUCGCUUUGGCAUUAGUGAGCAGAAGGAGCAAGCGGCGAAGGUGCUGGUUAAUCUUACGUUGUACGAGCGGAGUCGCGACUUGGGUGCGCGCGAAGGAGUUAUUCCACCUUGCGUGGAGCUUCUUCGGUACGGCAACGAAAAGCUAAAGGAGUACGCGGCUUUGGUGCUAGCUAAUCUCGCACACAGUGCGAAAGAUCGCUGCGCGAUUGCAGAGUCGGGGGCGAUCGCAUUCCUGGUCUCGCUUCUUCGUGGAGGAACCCCAAGCCAGAGGGAAUCAGCAGUGUGGGCUUUGGCUAAUUUAUCGGUGGACAAGAAGAACCGCAGCCUGAUUGCAGCUGCAGGAGGCAUUGCCGCCCUCAAAGCACUGCUUCAGAGUGGAACGGAUAACCAGAAGGGCCAAACAGCUCGGGCUUUGACGAAUCUGACGCUAGAUCAAGGAUGUCGAGAGGAGAUUGCUCGCGAAGGUUGUAUUCCGGUAUUUGUGGGUCUGCUUCGAAGUGGCGACGAGAAGCCUAAGGAGCAAACCGUGCGGGCUCUGACAAAUAUGGCGGUCAGCCAGAGCCAUCGAAGACGUAUGAUACAAGCAGGGUGUGUCGCGUGCUUUGUGGGGCUUCUUCGAGAUGGAACUGCGGGCCAGAAGCUGCACACAGUACGAGCUGUGGCUCUUUUGACUAUAGAUGUGGAGAACCGAGACUCAAUCGCUCGUGCAGGAGGCAUCCCGCCGUUAGUGACUCUUGCUUGGGUCGGAAACGAUGUCCAGAAGGAAUUGUCCACGUGUGCGCUGGCCAACUUGUCUGCUAGCGUUGAAAACCGCAUUACCAUAGUAAGAGUGGGGGCGUGUCUUCCUCUAGUAGCGCUUCUUAGCGUUGGAACU
Phytophthora sojae is the source of this 3099-nucleotide messenger RNA. RefSeq lists its product as hypothetical. The annotation marks the transcript as partial. Gene Ontology annotation, molecular function: protein kinase activity; ATP binding; protein binding. Gene Ontology annotation, biological process: protein phosphorylation. The record is from RefSeq and is a predicted model, not a curated record. The transcript is spliced from 3 exons. Lineage: Eukaryota; Oomycota; Peronosporomycetes; Peronosporales; Peronosporaceae.